Molecule: messenger RNA, 1675 nt
Organism: Blepharisma stoltei
Lineage: Eukaryota; Ciliophora; Heterotrichea; Heterotrichida; Blepharismidae
Source: the annotation of a GenBank genome assembly
AUGAUCAUCACAGGAGUGAAACAAUCAAUUAAAGGCUACCUAAGGACACGCCGUAUGAUUCUUCAUCCAGUUUUUAUCCUUAUGAAUGUAAUUUCCACUUAGCUUUGCAUCGCUAUUUGGAUUAAUUAUAAAAAACAAGCAUUUGCAGCUGUAGGUCUAAGCUGAGUAUUUUUUAUUUAGUUAUUCUUUGAAAUGACUGUUGAUUUAAUAGCAACAAUAGCUUUAAUUAUAUGUGGAUUUACUAUUAGAAGCUGGAGAAACUUCUUCUUACUCCCCCUUUGAAUUAGAGCAAAUUUUCAUUUUUUGAGUACUUUAACUCCCCUUUAACAAUUUUUUCAAUAGGAUAUUUUUAUAGGUGAAAUACGAGAGUUUAUAAAACUAGUUUUGACCGAAUUUAAUGGGAGAAUUCUCGAGUAAAUUAUUAUCUAAAUAGUUUUCACAAUAAUAAAAUUACUUUUUUUAUUAAAUUUUUAUAUAAAAUCAUUUUUAAAACCAUAUUAGCCCUUUAAAUUGGAAUAGGGAUUUUUUCCUAUUUAUAAAGGGGAGCUAGGUGGCAGAUCUGGCAUUAUGAUGGCAUGUGGAUCUGGAUUGACUUUAGUCUGGGUAGCUCAGCUGUUCUUCUGCAAUGGCUUAAGGCUAACAUCACCUGCAGUGACAGCCCCAUGAAUGCUUUUAACUCCCAGCUUGGUCGGAAUGUUUGGAAUGUUUCUAAAGUAUGAGUCAAGUAAAAAACUCAAAUGGCUUGGUGUUGGAGUUUCAUUAUCUGGAGUAGUUGGUAUCAUUGUUUAUGCCAACUUUACACAUGCGACGCACAUAGGUGGGCUUUUUUCACUGAUGACUCAUAGCGUUGGGCUUGCUAUAGGAUUAGUCUUAUGGAGAAAUGUAUUAAAGAUAUCAAAACAAUCGCCACUAAUUGUAGCUACUUGGGCAGUUGGAACUGGGACUAUUUGCAUGAUGAUUACUUAUACACAACAAGAAUACUUUUGGGCAAGGCCAAUUGAUAUAGAAAAAGAUCUUAAUGGCUUGAAGGAGAUUAUAGGGGCUGUUACUGUGAUAUCUAUGGCUUAUACAUGCAAUUAUGUAAUUCUUGCAUGGGCUGCAAGGAAAUCAUCAAUUUCUAUCCUCGCUCUUUAUGCUAGUGUAAGGCCAAUAUUCACUGAGCUAGCUAGUUUUAUAGUAACAGGAUCAUACACAGCAAUUGAAGUGGUAAUUUCCUGUAUUCUGUUGGUUACAGUCCUUACUGGGCUAUUAAUUACCACAUACAGUAAGAAGAAAGAGAAAAAAUCAAUCCUAACUCUCUUUGCAUAAAUAUUUUUUAUAAUAGUAAGAUUUUCCUAUUCAAUAUAAAAAUAUGGCUAUUGGAGGGAUAAGAAGACAAGAUGAAAGAAUUGAAGGCAGACUGCAAAGCAACUUUGAGAAUCUUGCGCCUGAGUACCAGCCAUCAGCAGAAUCCCCACCUGUGUGGGCAGAUUUUUUUCCCUCUAGGCAUUUUGCUCGUGUGGCAUUUGGUCAAAGUUUGUUUCCUCAUAAGGGAUUUAUCAAAUUUAAUGUUUUUUAGGAAAAUGUAUCAUGAGGAAAAUUUCGACCUUUAUUUCCUGAUGAAAAAUCUUACUAGCAAAAAUUCUCUAUCAAAUGACAUAUCCCUCCAGUGUAUAAAAAGUUAGUUAAUAAUUAA